This is a messenger RNA of Gasterosteus aculeatus aculeatus (three-spined stickleback), 1254 nucleotides long. Its product is annotated as tumor necrosis factor receptor superfamily member 6-like. NCBI's taxonomy places the organism in Eukaryota, Metazoa, Chordata, Actinopteri, Perciformes, Gasterosteidae. The record is from RefSeq and is a predicted model, not a curated record. Gene Ontology annotation, molecular function: protein binding; signaling receptor activity. Gene Ontology annotation, biological process: regulation of cell population proliferation.
AUGGUUCCUCAGAACCUUUCUCUGGCGCUAAUGUGUGCACUGAGUGUCUGGACAACAGCUGCAGCCUGUGGUGAUGGACAGAGGCUGGUAGAUGGCCGAUGCUGUGAACUGUGCCCCCCAGGUACGUACAUGGAGGGUUUUUGCUCACAGAAAGUUUGUCUCCCCUGUAAGAAGGGCUUCUUCUCGCACAAGUAUAACUUGUUUGACACUUGUGAGGAAUGUCGGUCCUGCCAACAAGAUGUUUCUGUGAAAUGUACACCGACCACAAAUACAAACUGUUCGUGCCGCUCUGGUUUCUUGUGUUCCAACAAUAUCUGUUCAAAGUGUGAAGAAAACAAAUGUGUCAUAGGGGAAAAACUGAACAGGACAGACAAAACCUUGGAUGACGGAUUGAUAAAGUAUUUAUAUACGUGUGAGCCUCAGCUUGAUGUUUCACCAGAGACGCAGAGAGAAGGAAUGGACUCCAAUCGUCUGACCCUUUGCAUCGCCAUUGUUUUCCUUUCUCUCACCCUCGUUGUGUCUGUGUUUUAUGGCUGUAUGAAGAACCGGGGGAAGCACGUAGCAUAUAAUCCUGAUGAAUUUUUUGGAGUCUCCACCAAUGCGAGUGAAUUUCACCUGUCAAAGGAGGAGAGUGGGCUUGAGUUUAUCAUGCAAGAGGAAUCCAAGACCAGCAACAGUUUGAGCCUUCAAUGUCUGUAAAAAGUCACCACUUGUUGGUAACAAGUGUAAAAUGACAUGAUGAGUCUGUUUACCAAUGAUGUUGGUGCAAUGGUAUAGAGAAACCGAUUAAGGACAGAGAUGCACACUUGUAAUUAAAAGGUCCCUGGGUUGACCUCCAGCAGAAAGCUAAAUACCUUAAUUUGUCUGACCAAUAUAUGAAGGUUUAAUCAUGAAAGUUUGAAACCACUAUCAGACAUAUUUUAUUUUAGACGACCCAAGUCAUUCAUUCAGAGUUUUGGAUGAGAGUAGUUAUUUUUUCUUAUUUUAUUCAAAUAAUGACUAACUAAAAGGCUUAAAGUUGGGUUAGGGUUUUUGGAUAAUUUUAAGACACAUUUCUUAAAAAGUGACUGAUAUAUUUUAAUGUCAAUUUUGAUAGUAUAUCUUAUACUGUUCUAACCCCUUCAAAAAUGAUUUCCCUGAAAUCAGGAGUUUGACCCCCUUUGUGUGUUUGUUUUGGUAUCGAUGUAUGCUUUAAUGUAGGGACAGUGAACAAAGGUGGAUAUUAUAAUUAUAUUCAUGGGAUUUUUGUUUUUU